Messenger RNA from Eruca vesicaria subsp. sativa (arugula), 684 nucleotides. The record is from the annotation of a GenBank genome assembly. NCBI's taxonomy places the organism in Eukaryota, Viridiplantae, Streptophyta, Magnoliopsida, Brassicales, Brassicaceae.
AUGAAUAAGCAAGAAAGGCACAAUGUUGCAACCUGCAAUCCCAUCACUACAUUUGUCCAAACUGAUACCAACACUUUCAGAGAAAUCGUGCAGCGCUUAACAGGUUCAUCAGAGAACAACAAUGCCACAGCAGUACCAGAAGCAACAGUGAUAAAAACCGCAACGCAAAAGAGGGAGACUUCUAAGCUCCACGAGAGAAGGCAAUGUAUGAGGCCAAAGCUUGAAAUGGUCAAACCUCCUCUAAGCUUUAAUCCCACUGGUAUGACACCAUCAUCUAAACUUGGUAUUAACAACCUUUUAACAAGUCCAGUGGCCACCCCUUCGUCAUUGUUCUCUGACUUGUCAUUGAUAGAAGGGGAUAAAGCAGAACCAGAGAGUUGUACAACAAACAUCGACCAAGAGGAGAAAGCUAUUAGAGAAAGAUUCUUUAACUUACAUCCAUCACCGAGGUCUAAACCAGGGUAUACAGAGCCAGAGUUGCUUUCUUUGUUUCCUUUAACAUCUCCAAAUUCGAGUGGCAGACAAUCAAUUAGACAGAUUAAUCCUAAGCUCGUUAUCUUCCUACUACCCCAAAGCUCAUGUACAUGUAUCGUUUUCACAACACUAUCAUUGAAAGAGAAAGACUGUUCACUUAUAUUAACACAACGGUCUCCGGUUGAACCAAACCGAAACAUUACACAAUAA